AUGAGCCUCAGCGAGGAGCAUGUGCAGAAGUUUCUGGAUGGGAACCCCGGUUUCGCCGAGAGGUACUUCGGCAAACAGCUGUGCCCCGAGCCUGCAGCCAGGGCCAGUAAGGAAGAACACUUGGUGGACUGCAGCAGCUUCAAGGAGCUGUGCCAGGUGGAAGAGAGUCAGGCGCUGUUGGAACUGGUCCAGGACAUGCAGGAAAACAUCAACAUGGAGCGCGUGGUCUUCAAGAUCCUACGGCGACUAUGCGGCAUCCUGCGCUCCGACUGCUGUAGCCUCUUCAUGUACCGCCAGCGCAACGGCGUGGCCGAGCUCGCCACGCGCCUCUUCAGCGUGCAGCCCGGCAGCACCCUGGAAGAGUGUCUGGUGCCCCCCAACUCCGAGAUCGUGUUUCCGCUGGACAUCGGGGUGGUCGGGUAUGUGGCACAGACCAAGAAGAUGGUGAAUGUCAAGGAUGUGAAUGAGUGCUCCCACUUCAGCCCAUUUGCUGACGAGCUCACCGGGUACAUGACGAGGAACCUCCUGGCCACUCCCAUCAUGAAUGGCAAGGACAUGGUGGCAGUCAUCAUGGCUGUGAACAAGCUUGACGGCCCAUGUUUCACCAGCGAAGAUGAAGACGUUUUCUUGAAGUACCUGAAUUUUGCCACCUUAAACCUGAAGAUCUACCACCUGAGCUACCUUCACAACUGCGAGACGCGCCGAGGUCAGGUGUUGUUGUGGUCAGCCAACAAGGUGUUUGAGGAGCUCACGGAUCUCGAAAGGCAGUUUCACAAGGCCUUCUACAGCGUUAGGGCUUAUCUGAACUGUGACAGAUACUCCGUAGGCCUGCUGGACAUGACCAAGGAGAAGAAAUUCUUCGACGUGUGGCCUAUGCUGAUGGGGGAGGCCCAGCCAUACUCAGGCCCACGCACACCUGAUGGCCGGGAAAUCCUUUUCUACAAAGUCAUAGACUACAGCCUCCACGGCAAGGAGGACAUCACAGUCAUUCCCACACCCCCGGCCAAUCACUGGGCCCUGGCCAGCGGCCUUCCAACCUAUGUAGCAGAAAGUGGCUUUAUCUGUAACAUCAUGAAUGCCCCUGCCGAGGAAAUGUUUAAAUUUCAGGACGGAGCCCUGGAUGACUCCGGAUGGACCAUCAAGAAUGUCCUCUCCAUGCCCAUUGUCAACAAAAAGGAGGAGAUUGUGGGGGUUGCAACAUUUUACAACAGGAAGGAUGGGAAGCCCUUUGAUGAGCAGGAUGAAGUUCUCAUGGAGUCCCUGACGCAGUUCCUGGGCUGGUCAGUGCUAAACACUGACACUUACGACAAGAUGAACAAGAUGGAGAGCCGCAAGGACAUCGCCCAGGACAUGGUUCUGUACCACGUGAAAUGUGACAAGGAGGAAAUCCAGGAGAUUCUGCCAACGAGAGAGCGCCUUGGAAAGGAGCCUGGUGAUUGUGAAGAGGAGGAGUUAGAGAAAAUCUUGAAAGAAGAGCUCCCAGGACCCAGCAAGUUCGACAUCUACGAGUUCCACUUUUCAGACCUGGAGUGCACAGAGCUGGAGCUGGUUAGGUGUGGCAUCCAGAUGUACUAUGAGCUGGGUGUGGUCCGCAAGUUCCAGAUCCCCCAGGAGGUGCUUGUGAGAUUCCUUUUCUCCAUCAGCAAAGGGUAUCGGAGAAUCACCUACCACAACUGGCGUCAUGGCUUCAAUGUGGCCCAGACGAUGUUCACGCUGCUCAUGACCGGCAAGCUGAAAAGCUACUACACAGAUCUGGAGGCCUUUGCCAUGGUGACAGCUGGCCUGUGCCACGACAUCGACCACCGUGGCACCAACAACUUGUACCAGAUGAAAUCCCAGAAUCCCUUAGCAAAGCUCCAUGGCUCCUCGAUUCUGGAACGGCACCAUCUGGAGUUUGGGAAGUUCCUACUCUCAGAGGAGACCCUGAACAUCUUCCAAACCCUGAACCAGCGACAGCAUCAGCUGGUGAUUCACCUCAUGGAUAUCGCCAUCAUUGCCACGGAUCUGGCGCUCUACUUCAAGAAGAGGACCAUGUUCCAGAAGAUUGUAGACGAGUCCAAGAACUAUGAGAACCGGAAGACAUGGGUGGAGUACAUGUCCCUGGAAACCACACGAAAGGAGAUAGUCAUGGCCAUGAUGAUGACUGCAUGUGACCUGUCUGCCAUCACCAAGCCCUGGGAGGUCCAGCGCAAGGUAGCUCUUCAGGUGGCAGCUGAGUUCUGGGAGCAAGGAGACUUGGAAAGGAUGAUUCUGCAGCAGCAGCCCAUUCCAAUGAUGGACAGGAGCAAAGCGGCCGAGCUCCCCAAGCUCCAAGUCGGCUUCAUUGACUUCGUGUGUACAUUUGUAUACAAGGAGUUUUCCCGCUUCCACGAGGAGAUCCUGCCCAUGUUUGACAGGCUACAGAACAACAGGAAAGAGUGGAAGACCCUGGCGGAUGAGUACGAGGUCAAGGUGAAGGCCUUGGAAGAGACCGUGGUGGCCAAGAAAGUGAGCACAGAGAUCUGUAACGGCGACCCCACCCCAAAGUCUUCCACCUGCUGCAUCCUGUGAG
Molecule: messenger RNA, 2551 nt
Organism: Chrysochloris asiatica (Cape golden mole)
Lineage: Eukaryota; Metazoa; Chordata; Mammalia; Afrosoricida; Chrysochloridae
Gene: PDE6B
Product: phosphodiesterase 6B, cGMP-specific, rod, beta
Exons: 22
Coding region: 1-2550 (849 amino acids)
Biological process (GO): retina development in camera-type eye; signal transduction
Cellular component (GO): photoreceptor outer segment membrane
Molecular function (GO): 3',5'-cyclic-nucleotide phosphodiesterase activity; protein binding
Source: RefSeq, a predicted model, not a curated record